Molecule: messenger RNA, 2391 nt
Organism: Stereum hirsutum FP-91666 SS1
Lineage: Eukaryota; Fungi; Basidiomycota; Agaricomycetes; Russulales; Stereaceae
Exons: 9
Coding region: 320-1861 (513 amino acids)
Biological process (GO): carbohydrate metabolic process
Source: RefSeq, a predicted model, not a curated record
CUGCAAAGAGGCGACACAAAGCAAGAAGACGGGACGAUGAUCCUGAAUUGACCUGUGGUAGCAGUCGGCGUUUGGUCUGCCUGGUUAUCACGAUCAUAUUGCCCUGAUGGAGCUGGCAAUCCGCCUUGAACAAAAUCCGUUUCACUUCUAUCGGCUCAACAUGGCGCUUACGGAGCCUCGUCAGACCUAUAAAGUACCUGACCUACCCCUGCGGCAGUCUACCCUCCCCCUUUCUCUUCACCCCCGCUCUCGCCUUUGGGUCUCUGUCUCUGUUCUUCCCCUCAGAGCACUCAAAACAGCUUGAAAACGCUGCAGCAGGAUGUUGCCCUUCGUCAUCCUCGCCGCUCUCUUGCCCGCUCUUGUUCUUGCUCAAGAUGGUAGUAUUUCAGGCCCGCAGAGCUCGUCGGAGGCUGCUGGGUAUUCUUGUGACUCGUCGCAGUGCCAGUUGCCUAACUGUAACUGUGCUAGCACAAGCCCCCCGGGCGGACUAUCGCCGUCGGACGUCCCCCAGUUCGUCGUCUUCACCGCCGACGAUGCCAUCCAAUCCUAUACUCUGGAUGCUGUCAAUCAAUUCCUCGCCCAUCGCCAGAACCCCAACGGUUGUCAGCCCAAGAUGACUUACUACACCUCCAUCAACUACACCAACUUCACCCUCGUGACGGACUGGUAUGUCGCUGGUAACGAGAUCGCGGACCAUACGAUGACCCAUGUCGGUACGCCUCCACAAGACGAACUUGACGGGAACCUCAUCGCUCUCAAUGCAUUCGCUGGCAUCCCGCUCUCGGCCAUCAAGGGUUUCCGGGCGCCUUACCUGAACUACACAGUUGAUACGCUGAAGAUGUUGGCGAACACGAGUUUCACGUACGAUUCUUCCGCUAGCGCGUCUCUACCUGUCACGGAAGAUGGCACGGACGCCUACUGGCCGUACACCCUGGAUAACGGGAUGGCGAACGACUGUCUGGCUGUUGACAAUAUGUGCAAGGGAGAGCCGAAAUUGCCUGGGUUCUGGGAGAUUCCGAUGUACGCUUUCUUCGAUGAUAGGGGAGAUGCGGGUGUGCAUUUGAUGGACCCUUGGCUGGAUGCCGCUAACGGGGCGAGCACCGUCAACGAUUCGGCCACAUUAGAGUAUAUGAAGAGCACCUUCACCGCUCAUUACAACGGGAAUCGCCAGCCUAUCGGUCUUUACACUCAUCCAAUUCAUCUUGCCACAAACUACCCUGGUGUCAGUGCGCCGACGAGUACCAUCAACAUGAUCAACUCGUUCCUCGACUGGGCCCAAUUGCAGGACAACGUCUGGAUUGUCUCUUCCGAGCAACUUCUCUCGUGGGUUCAGAACCCGACGAAGAUCUCGGAUUUGAACAACCUCGACGUCCUCAAGUGCUCUACUCCCCAAGUUAGCGACAAGAUCUGCAAUGGGAUGCCCACGAAUGAAGAGGGUCUUCUCAGUCAUUGUGCAUUCUCUGACUUCCCUUGGUACACUUGCUACGGUUGCCCGACUGACCAGCCUGCCCCCUCCAACCCGAACCCUCCUCAGGACACGUCGACCAGCCAAGCCCGUUUCCGACUUCCAGCCAACUGCUCGACUGCCUUCUGGGACCCUAUCAAGGGCGAAUGUCUUUGCACCUCGAGCAGUUGCGCUUUCGUGGACAACUCCAGGCCCAUCGGCCCCAACGGAGCCAACCUGACAGGCGGAGGCACUGGCACUGAGUAUAACUCGAGCUCGCAGGCUAGCAGCACCGACUACACUCCCUUCAACGGUAGCGGUGCACUCCCUACCUUGCCCAAAGGUGUUUGGCCUGCUGUUUUCGUGGGUGCCCUCGGGGCUGUGUUGGGCAUGGUGGGCAUCUUGGCGAAGAUGUAAGAUCGUCCAAGCGUUAGCUAUGUUGGAUGCGUCUGUACAUUCCUUGGAAGACCCUCGCUUCUUCGAAAGGGACUUCUCCAUGGACUUCUGUGUCAAUUGGUUCGAUGUGGAUAAUUUGUCGCGGUUCUUCGUUUUUAUUCUCCACUUGGUCUGGUUUGAACUCUUCGCUUUUACUCUAGUUAACGUUAUCUCGUCGUUCUUGUGUCUCAUCGGACUUUGCAUCCGCAUAUGGACUUCCCCCCUCACCUCUGUCCGCUGUACCAAUCAUACUUCACGUCGCACGUCGCAUACUUCCCUCAUGUCCGUAUGGGCACUCCCGCUCACUUCACGAUAAAAACCGUUAUUUCGACUCCUCACUCCUCACCUAGCACAGUCACCUCUUUAUACCACCUACCAACCUCCCUGGAUAUCCCACCACCCCCGCAGCACGUCGCGAAUUUAGGUUCAGUUGUGUACGCUUGAAUUUGUCGUUCGCUCGUUUGUGCCGUUACCCUACUUGGCUGUUAUGAACCCGGAUAAUGACUAUUGAU